This is a messenger RNA of Nematocida homosporus, 1110 nucleotides long. RefSeq names its product alpha 1,2-mannosyltransferase. Gene Ontology annotation, molecular function: alpha-1,2-mannosyltransferase activity. The transcript has a single exon. NCBI's taxonomy places the organism in Eukaryota, Fungi, Microsporidia. The record is from RefSeq and is a predicted model, not a curated record. Bases 1 to 1110 code for a protein of 369 amino acids. Gene Ontology annotation, biological process: cell wall mannoprotein biosynthetic process; protein O-linked glycosylation; protein N-linked glycosylation. Gene Ontology annotation, cellular component: Golgi apparatus; membrane.
AUGUGUCUGAGCGCACUUCUAAUGCUGCCCUUAAGCUGGCAGAAAGAGAAUGCAUGCCUAUUCAUUCUUUGUCGCAACACAGACAUUCAGGAUUUAGAACCAACUAUUAGACGAUUUGAAGAAAUGUUUAACGGUAAGUUCCAAUAUCCUUACGUACUACUAAACAAUGAAGAGUUUACGCCGGAGUUCAAAGAUAGAUUUAAAAAGCUUACAUCAGCUGCUGUAGAGUUUGGACUGAUUCCUAAAGAACACUGGAGUUACCCGGCUUGGAUCGAUCAAGAAAGGGCUAAACGAGAAAGAGAGCGAAUGAAGCGCAAGAAAAUCAUCUACGGUGAAGUUGAGUCCUAUCGGCACAUGUGCCGCUUCUUCUCAGGGUUCUUUUACAAGCACCCUCUCCUGACCAAAUACGAAUACUACUGGCGGAUUGAACCGGGCACUACUAUUCACUGUCCAAUCAAAUACGACCCAUUUGCCUUCAUGAAAGAGAACAAGAAGAAGUACGGGUUUGUAAUUACUCUUCAUGAGUAUCCUGAAACUAUUGCUUCCCUUUGGAAAAGCCUUCAAGGCUUUGUCUCGGCCUACAAUACCAAGUACCAACCCGGACAAAUCUGGAGUCUUUUUGAUCCUAAUAAUCUGCACCGAUUUAUUACCGAUGAAAUGUACACUCAAUAUAACAUGUGCCAUUUUUGGUCUAACUUUGAGAUAGCUGAUUUUUCCGUCUUUAGAAACCCUUCCUAUCAAAUGCUUUUUGAUUACCUAGAUAGAACUGGUGGCUUCUUUUAUGAAAGAUGGGGAGAUGCACCCGUCCAUACUAUUGCUCUGGCCCUCUUUUUACCCAGCAGUGCCAUGCACUAUUUCGAAGACAUUGGGUAUACCCAUCCGCCUUUCACCCACUGUCCUGCACCUGCUUUAAACUGGCCCGCUUGUGAUUGUGAUCCUAAACAAUCUGUUGAUCUGGAAAUGUUCAGUUGUAUCAAUCUUUACAAACGAUUGAUGUGGAUUAAGAAGUCUUCGGCCCCGCAAGUAGCCAAAGCGGCACCAAAAACAACGCCACCAAGUAAACCAAGUUUGCCGCAUGAGCCUCCCAAACAGAAAGUCUCAACCAGUUGA